Lates calcarifer (barramundi perch) is the source of this 4383-nucleotide messenger RNA. Its product is annotated as protein-cysteine N-palmitoyltransferase HHAT. Lineage: Eukaryota; Metazoa; Chordata; Actinopteri; Centropomidae. Gene Ontology annotation, molecular function: palmitoyltransferase activity. The record is from RefSeq and is a predicted model, not a curated record. Gene Ontology annotation, biological process: protein palmitoylation. Gene Ontology annotation, cellular component: endoplasmic reticulum.
CUGAGAAGAGACAUUAAAGAAUAAUGAAGUUAAUUCCUGUUUUGUAUGUCAGAGCAUGAAGCAGGAUUAGAGAGAGAAUUCCAGUUGGAAAAGGGUCUUCUUGAGGGUUAUAAAAGGGACCCAUCAGACUUUGAGUGGAGUUUCUGGACUGAAUGGGCUAAGAAGUCUUUGCUGUGGACCCUGACUGGUCAUGGCAUCAUAUCGAGACUGACCAGCAUCUUUUAUCCCAAGCUCAGGGUGCCAGUACUCACGAUCUAUGGCCUCUUAGCAGCCAGCAGCGUGUUGGGGGUUAAAGGUGUGAGUGUGUUGCUGGUACAUCUGGGCCUGUCCUUUUCAGUGGCCCAGCUGAGAAAAACCACUUUAUCAUGGGCAUGUAACCUGCUGCUGCUCUCCACACUUCACAUCCAGCCACUUCAAGAGAUCCAGAGAAGCUGGUAUGAGACAGAGGAGGAGUACUAUCUGCUGCUCUUCAGUGUUGCUGUCUGCGGUCUGCGCUUUAUCAGCUUCAGCCUGGAGCACUGCUGGUGCCCUCCAGACCGUGGUGGAGUUGUGCCGCUCUGUUGGUUGUUUUCGUACACCUUUUAUCAUCCUUUUUUCUACAAUGGACCCAUUAUCACAUACAAAGACUACAUUGAGCAGAUCGGACGGAUCCUACUGUGGUGGUGCAUUGCAGAGUACAUGAUCCAUGUAAUGUACAUGCACUCCAUCCAGUCUAAUGAGACCUACUUACAAAUUCUUCCUCCUUGGGCCUUGGGUGGUCUGGCCCUGGCCCUCGUCCAAUUCUUCUAUGUGAAGUAUCUGGUACUGUUUGGUCUUCCAUCCAUGCUGGCUACUUUGGAUAAACUGGCCCCCAAGCUUCCUUCCUGUGUCAGCAUCAUGUACAGUUUCACAGGAAUGUGGAGGCACUUUGAUGAGGGUCUGUAUCGAUGGCUCAUCAGGUAUGUCUACGUGCCGUUGGGAGGCUCACGACACGGCCCUCUUUACAAAAUAUUAUCCACUGGCCUUGCGUUUGGAUUCGUCUGCCACUGGCACGGUGGCCAUGACUACUUACAGUACUGGGCCCUAAUGAACUGGGCUGGAGUUCUGGUGGAAAACGGGCUGAAGUCUCUCUUUGCGUCAUCCUUUAUUCACUCCAUUGUUGAGCAGAAUUUCUCUGCGGCGAUGAAAAGGCGAAUCAUUGCCCUUCUCUCUGCCUUCUCCACUGCCAUGCUCAUCCUCUCUAAUCUGGUGUUCCUUGGGGGGAUACAUGUUGGCAGAAUCUUCUGGAAGCGUGUCUUCAUUCAAGGCUGGUCUACCGUGGCCCCACCUAUGCUGGCUUUCCUCUACUGCUUUGCUCAGAUUGGACUCGACUGGACUUCCCGCCCGCCAUGAGUCACCUUGACUUUGUAUCGGAGUGAGAAUCUGUGCAACCGGACAACCAGAACGACCCGCUGAGUCCAGUGCCUCGUCCUCACCACCCAGCAUCUCUGUGGCGAAUCUGGCUCACAGCCACAGAACCUAUCCAAACCAGGCUGAAGUGCAGCUGAGCAGUCACUUUCAAACAACCUGCAGGACCAGGCAAAAUCCGUCUGUAAGCUAAGACUUAAAGGAUCAGUGUUCAUCCUUUGUAGUUUCCUGUACUUCAUGGAAAUAAGUGCACAUAAACAUCAAUAGAAUGAGUGCGAUGCUGUAAAUUGAGGACAGUCGUUAAUAUAAGUCAUGUCUUGCCUUGGCUGUGCUGAGGCAUGAAUGAUUCUAAGAAACCGUAAAGGAUAAUUUGGACCUUGAAUCUGUCUUGGCUAUAUGACUCUGAUAAGGUAUUGCUGGGUGGUGCGAUAAACUGGGGAAAUGCUAAUUUCGCAUUUACCGUCCUCCUUCAGCUCGCCACAAAAACAGUUGUGCAUUCAGAGGCUGUCGAUAGACACAGAAGCCUGAAAAGAGCAGUAACCUGAUCACACUAAUAUUAGUAAAUGCAUUGCUUUAAAGCAGCUACACAUGCAGACAAAAGCAAACUUUGGAGAUUAAAGAUUAAGAUUAAAGAUAAAAAUAAAAAAAAACACAUGCUGUAUGUUAUGUAUCACCUUGUUCCUUCAAAAUGUCGACUAUACAAUGCCUCAGCCCGAGGACACUAGCCCAACCCAGUUGUCAUGUUUGGAUUAAAGUUUCAUGAUUAUAACCAUGCUGUACUUAAUGCGGUGAGUCAUUUAUAGUUUCCGUAUUCCAGCUGUAUUUAUGUCCUGAUAACAUCGUAUAUAAAUCUUUAUUUACAGUCUCAUCUUAAAAAAUGGGUGAAAAAUACAUUAUUUAUAUAUUUUUUUAAUAAAAGGAUAUGUCAUUUCCUAAAACAGCUGGUCAACGUAGUUUCUAGUGCCUGUUGUUGACAGUGAGAUAUCAUGGAAUAUCAGCUGACUUUCCUCUAAAACAGGUCGGAGAUGUUCGUUACAUUAUCAUUUUUGGAUUUGUUGACUGUUCACUGGGUUUAGUUCUUGGUGAUGAGUUCUUAAAAGUGUACAAGAUCACAAUAAAUAAUUCACUCUAACCCAGUAAGGGAUGACUAGUCUGUCAGCAGGUUUAAAAUGUGUUCUGGGAAUUAAUAGGAAGCUGCUUUAAAAAGCUUAUCUGUGCUUUUUUGUGUCUUUUGAGCUUAGAAAGUGUGAUGUUGCAAACCCAAUUUGAUCCUCUUACUAUUCACACAAAGCAAACAGCUUCAGGGUACAGCGUCCACAGAGAUUAGUUGAAGAAAGUGAAUUCUAAGUCAGAGGUGCCAUCACUGAAAUUCUUCAUUGACAUAAAACUCUAAAGUUGCCUCUGGCCCGCUGUUUGUUUAUUGUCCUGAAGCAACAAUUGAUUGUUCUCAAGGUUUAUAUGUUCUCAGUCAGUAAUCCAUCUUACCUGCAUAGGGACUGUAAUUUCUAUCUUGAUCAGUGGAGAACAAACAAUCUUAUAAUACAAGGUAUUUUGUCAGUAAAUAAUAAAAGUACAGUGUAAUCUGGAGUCUGUUGUUCUGGUUCCAUUAGCUGAUUUCUAUUCUUUGGAUUAUCACAUCUGUGGCACUAAGUAGGAUCAAUGUGAGCAGGGUGUCAGAGAGGAAUCCUCUUAGAUUAGCACAAAACUGUGAGGUUUAUCUGACGUAAGAUGAUCAGCAGGAGAACACACCUGCUGACUAACACUUUCGUAGAGAUGUGCCCUUAUCACUGGUGGCAGAGGAGCUACAACACAAAGACAGACAAUCCUCACAAGUCAGAGAGGAUGCUAUACAGUGCCUGAAGAAAACAGGCCAGGUACAAUAUAUAUAUAAAAUAUUUAUUAUGAAUGUAUGUCACAGUUCAUAACAAGGAGCUCCCAUUGUGCUUGAAAUAGUUACAUUUCUCAUCACAUGACAUGUGAACAUACAGGCAUGUGCAUAUUACAUAAACCAAACACCAGAGCCAAACUUUUCUCUUUCUUAAGAAUCUAAACAUUGCAAUAUAAUCUGUGCAUACAUACAUAUAUAUAUAUAUAUAUAUAUAUAUAUAUAUAUAUAUAUAUAUAUUUGUGUGUGUGUGUGUGUGUAGGGUUUUAGCUAGGCAGCUUUCCAGAGCUGACCACAAAAAUAGGUCUGUGUUCAAACUGUUUCAAAGAAGUGACAGUAAUUUGGAUGUUUAACACUGCUCUUCUACAUGUGUGGGGCAACAUUAUGAAGGCACAGUGUUGCAUGCUUCUCAGUAGCAAUCAGAGAUAAAGACUGUAAUAAUAUUAAUUAAGUGGUAGUGCAGUAGUGUAAAAGUCUCUUUCACUUUUUCAUAUUUUCUUCACCUUUGUUUAUAAAUGUUACAGCGCAGAACUAAAUAUUGCUCUUAAGGUUCUGGUUUAUGAAUGAGUGCACCUACAUCCCAUUUUAGUACUGUAUAUUUCUGAUGUUGGUAAAAGAUUUAUCCUCCUGAGAUGGAUGUACAUGAAAGUACUCUCCACCUGCUCUAUCUUUGUUAUUGGACACAAAAUUGGAUUUUUAGCUGGAGCAGAUUUGAUCUUUUCAUUGAUUUUUUAUUAUGAAAAUAAGCUGAUCUGGUACUAUUCCUAUUAGAUACUGUAAAAAGUAAAGAAAUUAAAGGUAAAAAAGUGAAUUUACGGUUUAAAUAUAACCAAUCACAGAGUCAAGUAAUAGAGUACCCACCAACACAAAAGACCAAAGUUACAAGUCAUUCAAAAUGAAAGUUUAAAAUAUACUUAACAAAUAUUACCAGUUCUGUCAUUCAUUUGUGUCACUGGUGAAGUGAAACAGCAGCAGAAAAUGAAAAUAUUCCACCGUAAGUAACAUUUUUCACAAUGUAACAAUAACCUCUUAAAAGAAAAUAAAUAUUUUCUGUAUUGGAUUUGUAUGGUUGAGUCACAUAGAUGAUAAUAAAAAUGACAGACAGCUCCUGA